Messenger RNA from Thamnophis sirtalis, 3615 nucleotides. NCBI's taxonomy places the organism in Eukaryota, Metazoa, Chordata, Lepidosauria, Squamata, Natricidae. The record is from RefSeq and is a predicted model, not a curated record.
AUGGACAAGUGGACAAUGAACAAACUAUACCAUGUUAUUCUCAACAGCAUUGAAUGCAAUGGAGAAAUUAUUAAGGAAAGUGUUUGGAUUACUUUUCCAGCUAGUACUCUCAGAGUCAAGGGUGAAAAUGGCCUUCCCGGAGAAAAUGGUUCCCCAGGAUCAAUGGGACCCAGAGGUCUGCCUGGUGAAAGAGGACGAGCUGGGCCUCCAGGAACUUCAGGUGGUGGCGGCAGCGGCCCUCCUGGCCCACCUGGUCCUGCUGGCCCUCCUGGUCAUACUGGUCCGCCAGGUCCAUCUGGACCUCAUGGAUACCAAGGUUCACCCGGUGAACCUGGGCAAGCUGGAGCUCCUGGUGCUCCUGGCCCCCCAGGAAUGAUAGGACCCCCUGGGCCUUCAGGAAAAGAUGGUGAAACAGGUCCGGCUGGUCCUGCAGGCUCUAGUGGACCUCCUGGACCAAAAGGAGAUGCUGGUGCCCCAGGCCAACCUGGAGGUUCUGGUCCUCCUGGUCCUGGAGGACGUGAUGGAAAUCCUGGUGCCAAAGGUCCUCCAGGUGCUGCUGGAAUUCCUGGUGCUCCUGGUCUAAGUGGAGCUCGUGGUCCUCCUGGUCCUUCUGGAACUAAUGGAAUCCCUGGACAAAGAGGUCCACCUGGAGAGCCUGGAAGCAGAGGAGGAGAUGGUUUACCUGGUAAAGAUGGAGUACGAGGCCCUGUAGGAUCCAUUGGACCUCCUGGUCCAUCUGGCCAAUCUGGUGAUAAGGGAGAACCUGGACCUGCUGGGCCCCAUGGCCCAACAGGACCCCGUGGUGGCCCGGGUGAUCGUGGUGAACAAGGCCCACCUGGUCCUGCUGGCUUCCCUGGAGGUCCUGGACAAAAUGGAGAACCUGGUGGAAAAGGAGAACGAGGCCUUCCUGGUGAAAGAGGUGAAUCUGGACCCCCAGGAAAUGCAGGUCCAUCAGGAGGCCCUGGUGCACAAGGUUCACCUGGCUUUCCUGGAGGUCGAGGCUUACCUGGUCCUCCUGGUAACAAUGGAGCACCAGGAUCACCUGGCAAUUCUGGCCCACCAGGCAAAGAUGGACAUACAGGCCCAGCUGGUUCUACUGGCCCAGCUGGUCCCCCAGGUGGUGUAGGUCCAAAAGGUGAGCCAGGUACACCAGGAGAAAAAGGCCCAUCAGGACCCAAAGGAAAUGACGGUCCACCAGGUCCAUCAGGAAUUAGUGGCGUACCUGGACAGCGUGGUAUUGUAGGAUUGCCAGGAGGAAGGGGCCUACCAGGGAAUUCUGGUCCACCUGGUGUCAAGGGUGAAGAUGGCAAACCAGGAAGUAAUGGAAGCCCAGGGGAACGAGGACCUCCAGGGCAAGGAGGUCCUCCUGGCAUCAGUGGGGCACCAGGAGAACCAGGCAGAGAUGGUAAUCCUGGAACAGAUGGUCUCCCAGGCCGUGAUGGCUCUGCAGGGCCAAAGGGUGAUCGUGGUGAAAAUGGUCCUCCUGGUGUGCCUGGAUCUCCAGGUCAUAUGGGUCCCCCAGGGAAUGCUGGUCCACCUGGAAAAAACGGUGAAAGAGGACAUUCGGGUCCACUGGGUCCCCCAGGUCAAAGUGGAAGUCCAGGAGCUUCAGGUGCUAGAGGGCCUCCUGGACCAAGCGGGCCACCUGGCAAAGAUGGAAGAGUUGGUUAUGCAGGCCCCAUUGGUCCUCCAGGUCCUCGUGGGAACAGAGGUGAAAGUGGACAAGCGGGUCCACCCGGUCACAGUGGGCCUCCUGGUCCUCCUGGUCAACCUGGAUCACCUGGUCCAUGCUGCGGUGGUAAUGGUAAUGGUCGCAAAGGUGGUGGUGUUGAUGACAUGGGCUACUAUGGCGAUCAGACAUCCGAGGGCAAAAUUGACAUGGGAGAGAUUUUAGCUUCACUGAAAUCAGUCAACAGCCAGAUUGAAAACAUCAUUAGCCCUGAUGGUUCACGGAAGAAUCCUGGCCGUAACUGCAGAGAUCUCAAGUUCUGCCAUCCUGAACUUCCAAGCGGAGAAUACUGGAUCGAUCCUAACCAAGGUUGCAAACUGGAUGCCAUCAAAGUAUUCUGCAACAUGGAGACUGGGGAAACAUGCCUCAGUGCCAAUCCCUCAAGUAUCCCAAAGAAGAACUGGUGGACAAGCCUUGGUCCCGAAAAGAAGCACAUUUGGUUUGGAGAGACUAUGAACGGAGGCUUCCAGUUCAGCUAUGGAGAUCCAGAUCUUCCUGAAGAAGUUGCAGAUGUUCAGCUGGCAUUCCUCAGAAUCCUUUCCAGCCGAGCCUCCCAAAACAUCACCUACCACUGCAAAAACAGCAUUGCCUAUAUGGACGAAGCCAGUGGGAAUGUGAAGAGAGCACUCAAGUUCAUGAGUUCUACUGAUAGUGAAAUCAAGGCAGAAGGAAACAACAAAUUCACAUACACAGUUCUGGAAGAUGGCUGUACUAAACAUACUGACGAAUGGGGUAAAACCGUCUUUGAAUACAGAACACGCAAGCCGAUGAGGUUGCCGGUGAUAGAUAUUGCACCUUUCGACAUUGGCGCUUCCAAUCAAGAAUUUGGUGUGGACGUUGGCCCAGUUUGCUUCUUAUAAAUCACGAGUAAUGCUCAUUCUGAACCCUAGAAAGCAAAUUCACACUCCAUCUUUGCUCUUGUUUUAACUUUGGCAACUAUUAGAGUCAAAUCAACAGUACCCCAGUUAUUUAUUUGCAAAAAAAUUCUGGAAAGAGGGGGGGGAGAAAAAAAACCAAGAUAAAUUCACAUAAAGGGUUACCAUUUUCUUAUUUUGCUCUCACACAGAAUACAACAAAAAUGUCUUUUGCUCUUUUUUCCUUUCACCAAACUCCCAUGUUCAACAAUACUCUCAUGGUGCUACAUUGCAACUUCAACACUCAGUAACUCAAAACUGUAAUUUUAGUUGAAUGCUUGUUCAAUCAAUCAAGCACUAAAGGAUUCCAGCAUCCAAGUUUACUUUCCAUUAUAAGAUGCAGUUCAUAAAGCUAGAGAGAAUUCCCUGUUUCAACUACCUCAACAUGGACAGAAACCGGGAUAGAUUUGAUGAUUCCCAUCAAGAAAGCAGAAAGAAAAAUGUGUUGGGACCAAGGAAUACAUCUGGUCUUUUUUGUUUGUUAGUUUGUACCUGUGCCAGAUUGAGCUGAACAGAGUAUAGUCCAUCAGAAGAAAAGAAUGCCCUAAUACCAACAGACUUGUGUUAUUUUAUUUCUGGACUGCAUUUAUGUUUUAAGGGUGCUCCAAAACUUUCCUGUCAUUGCUGGUCAACCACUACAAUUUGGGAAGUGUAAAAAAGAUAAAUAUGAUGGUGCUAGUUGUGUAUGUUUUCCCUUAUAAAUCUGCAAGCCAGGUUUUAUUGACUUGCCUAGAAACACCAAAACUUGACAACAGUCAUAAAUGUCUCUUGUUGGAUGUCAUAUGGUUGGUAGGCCAUUUCUGAAGGGCUGUUCUUCCUUCACUCUGUAAAAGUCAAUAAAGAUGCAGAAUCAUGAGUUUCUCUUGUCACAUUCACACAUGUAUAGUGUUGGAGGUUAACCAUCUUUGUAAGCUUUUAUACAGUUGUUGGUCUUUUCUUUACAGAGACACAUAAUAAAAUAUUGUAAUAAAA